AUGCAAUCUUUACAUUCUCCUCCUCUCACGUUGACUUCACCUAACAUUCCCAAAUCACAACUCGACUCCAAAUUUAGCUUCUCCCCACCAGAAAACCCCUUCUCCCAUGCACUCCUCACGCUGCGUGCAUGCGCCGUCGCCCAGCCCGAGGACACCAAAACGGGCCCUUCCGCUCACGCUCGCAUGGUCAAGUCCGGCCUCGACGCCGACGUCUUUAUCGGCAACUCCCUCAUCGACAUAUACUCCAAGGUCGACCGGUUGGUCGACGCCCGCAAGGUGUUCGAUCAUAUGCCCCACAGAACAGUUGUCUCGUGGACUUCCAUCAUGUCGGCCUACAACCGACACAGGCUUCCCCACGAGACGAUUCUACUAUUUACGCAAAUGCUCGAGUGUGAAGUCGUGCAGCCAAACGAGUUCACGCUUGCCGUGCUCUUACAGGCAUGCGCUUUGAGAUGUGAUAGGGAUUUAGCUGAGAUUGUUCAGUGUCUUGCGGUGAAAACGGGUUUUUUAGCAGACGGGUUUCUGCUAAAUUCGUUGGUAGACGCAUUUGUUAAAUCCGGGAUGUUGGCUGCGGCGGAAAAACUCGUGCUGGGAACGGCUAAACGGGACGUGGUCUCGUGGAGUUCGGUUAUUUCCGGUUUGGUGUCAUCACGUGGGAAUAACGCUGAACGGGCGGUGGAAAUGUUUUGCCGCAUGCUUGAAGAUGGCGUUUCGCCUAAUGACGUGACGAUGGUGGCCGUUCUGAAGGCGUGCUCGGUUAUUCGCGACUUUGAGAUUAUGCGGUGGGUUCAUGGGUUGGUCAUGACAGGAAAUUGGUCUGUAAAUUCGUUGGUGUUGAAUUCUCUUAUGGAGAUGUACUCUGUAAACGGGUACUUAUUCGACAGCGUGAAAAUCUUUUCCCAAUUUUCUUUUAAUAACGACGGUCGGUAUCCCUCUGUUGAAACCAUGGCGAACCUUCUGCAGGGGUGUGGGAAUUACGAAGAACUGAAGCUAGGCGAAGAGAUUCACGGGUUCUUGAUCAAACACGGUGUUCUCCCCUGUACCGUUGCGGAAAAUUCGCUCGUGAAUAUGUACGCGAAAAACGGACUCACAAACUCUGCUUUUCUACUCUUUACGAAAAUGGUUGAGCGAGACAUUAUCUCUUGGAACACGAUUAUGAAUUGCCUCGUGAAAAAUGGCGACCCGUCUCGCACGUUGACCCUUCUCCGUCAAAUCCACCUGGAAGGUGGUCCGUGCCCGGAUUUCCUCACGUUCCUCACGUCCCUCAAAGCUUGCGCUGACCUGGCGCUUCUUGCGCACGGCCAGGUCAUUCACGGCUACCUGACGAAAACCGGGCUUCUGGGGGACACAUUCGUCCAGAAUUCCAUAAUCGACAUGUACGCAAAGUCGGGUAAUCUAGACCAUGCCAAAAGCACGUUCGACGAGAUGCUCGAACGGGACAUCGGUUCGUGGAACUCGAUUAUCGCGGCACACGGGACAAACGGUGAUGGGAUUUCCGCUCUAAAUCUGUUUUCAAAUAUCGAGAAAUCAUCGGGAAAGUCGAGACCUAACUCGAUCACGUUCGUCAACGUUCUAUCGGCCUGCGCGCAUGCCGGGCUAGUCGAGCAAGGAUUGGAGAUUUUCCACUCGAUAGAGUCGAAGUACGGUUUGAGUUUACGCGCGGAACAUUAUGCGUGUGUGGUAGAUUUAUUGGGCAGGGCAGGGAGAGUUGAGGAGGCCGAGUUGUUUGUUCGUAAAAUGCCGAUAAAACCGGGGCCGGACGUGUGGGGGGCUCUAUUGAGCGCGUGCGUGCUAGCUGGCAAUUUGGGGAUAGCCGAGCGGGUGGCGAAGGAGCUCUCGGUUUUGGAACCGGAGAGCGGUGCAUGGAGAGUAGCGCUUGCGAAUGCGUAUGCGGCUGCCGGAGAGUGGCGGCAAGUGGCGGCAAUCAGGGCGGAGAUGAGGGAGUCGGGGUGGGGGAAGGAAGGGGGGUGGAGCAGCGUGAAUGUGGACGGGUUUGAGGUCAGGUUCAUGGCAGGCGAGACCGAGUGUCUCGAGAGCUGGGUGAUUUAUGAUGUCGUUGGCCGGUUGGGAAAUCACGUGAGGGACGCGUGGCUGUAA
Messenger RNA from Striga asiatica, 2097 nucleotides. Lineage: Eukaryota; Viridiplantae; Streptophyta; Magnoliopsida; Lamiales; Orobanchaceae. The record is from the annotation of a GenBank genome assembly.